AACAAAAGAAGGCGCAGUCGGGGAACUGAAGAGGAAACGGACUGCAAGAAAAAACGCUCAGACGCACUGUGAAACCCGAUGUACAGUCCUUAAAUUAACGACUUUCCUAUUUUAUUUCUUCCGCGAAGAAACCUCACGUUUUUCUAUUUUUCGAAAAGUGACGAAUCUACCUCCGUUUUAAGGAUUUUUAUCUCUAUCUGGGGUCGUUUACAUCUCCUCUUUCUGCCGCAGGGCUUUUUUGUACUUUUGCACUCGUUGACUUGUUGAUGUUGAGCGAUGUCCAGCCUGUGUCUGCUGGCCAUCAGGUGAUCCAUGACCACACCUAUUGAUGCACUUUAGCACCUUUCCGGAGCCUUCCGCCCACUGUUCACCCUGCAGCUGAUGACCAAAAAGACUGCCCCGCUUCUCCGCGGUCGCCCUGAGCUACGCCCCUCCCUCAGCCUCACGCCCCUGCAGGACGCACCGGGAUGUUCCAGAGGGUCGCCAGCGCUCUGUUCGGGGACGACGUGCAGGAGCUGAAUCGAUGCAGCAGACCCGUUGUCGACAAAGAGGAAGAAGAAGAGGACGAAGACUGGAUUCUAGUCAACUACCUUGCUGAAGCCUGCUCCAGUCACUGUGGUGACGGCUUUCCUGGAUCCAGGGUCAGUCCUGGUGAGGAAGAUGGAGAAGAGGAGGGGGAGGAAGAGGAGGAUGAGGAUGACCUGGUGAUGAUCCCAUCCCCUAUAGCCAGUCCCGCUGUCCGCUAUGCCUCCUGCACCUCCCUCAACUCUAUGGCUGACACCGACCCAGAAGGCGGAGCAGAGGACGAUGAAGAUGUGGAUGAUGAGGAGGAAGGCGGCUUCCUGCGCCUGGACGCCGGCUCUCUGGAGGAGAGCUGGUUCGUCACCCCUCCGCCCUGCUUCACCGGCCGCAGCAGCCAGCAGGUCCUUCUGGAGGCCAGCCCUCUGGAGAACCUGCUGAUCGAACACCCCAGCAUGUCCGUCUACGCCCACCACAGCCCCCCGCGCUUGACCCUCGACCCCUUGCCACAACGCGCUCUUGACGGGGAGCUGGACUUUUUGUCCAGCAACAGGCCUUCCGACCCAACGAUCUCAGGCGGAAAGGAGAAGGCGAGAUGUGCGCUAGAUGGAGCUCGACACAGGCCAGAUGUAGCGGUUGUGCCGCGCCGCUCCAGUCUCCACUCCGCCUGCUACGCUGCGGCGCUCUCCCCCAACACCGGCCUCCUGCAGCCGCGGCCCAGCAUCGCGGCCCAGCGCGCCCAGCCGCUCUCCCGCAAGGCCCUGCGACGUCUCAACCUGCUGCGCCCACCCAAGGGUGGCACCAUCCACCUGCACCAGCCCAGCCAGAGGCACCUCAACUUCUGAGGCGCCAUGAUCCCCUCAACCCACCCCCCCAUUAUCAACCUCAGUACAAUACGGGAUUCAAACACUGGUCAUCCAUAAACAUCAACCUCUGUUUUUUUCGUCUCUCUCUUGUCAAGAAACAAACACCAGCAACCAACUAGUUACAUCAUCAACCACCGGUGACCCACCUUAAACUGAAAGGAUAGAGAAACAGGGAAUGUUUUUGUUUUUGUUUUGUAUCAGAUCAUGUGGCCAGUGGAGAGUCUCUUUCAUCCCCCUCUUUCCCCCCAUUUAUUCAUCCAUCCUCCUUCACAUUGAUGCUGGAAAGAAAGGAUGUAAAAAAAGAAAAGAAAAGAAAAAAAACUUAUCAAGUCAUCCCCCUUCCUCUUUAAGUCUUUUGCUUCUUCCCUCUUUUCUGACUACUUUAUGUCCAAUCACAGAGAGAAAGAGGUGCCACAGUGACUCCCUCACCUCUUUCUCUUCAUUGUUCUUAACGGACAACGUAAUGUGUAGAAAACAACGCUGUAGGUCACUUUACUCAGCGGCAGGUUCACGGUGUGGCAGGAUGUUCCUGUGGUGGUUUUUUUUUUUUUUUUUCUUUUUCAGGGUCUUCACAAAAAAAUGAUACAUGGAUGCCUGGCAACUUUUAAACAACUUUGCAAGGUGACAGGAGUCAUGAAACAUCCUAAAUCACUUGAAUGUGUUCAACACAGCAGUACAAAUUUUCUUUUUAAUCAGUUCAGGAAUGUUGUGAUGAAGAUUUGUGCGCAGAGUGUUGUCAGUAUUGCUGGUGCUAUACAGUAGGAGAGAAACAGGAACUUAAAACCUUAAAGGAUAAAAGCCUGUAAAAUAAUAUGAUAGCUGUAAAUGUCAAUUUUCCACCUGUUUCUACUACGUUUCUGCAUUUCACAAGAGAACGCGGUACUUCCACGGCUGAAGUGUUAAACUACAAUAUUUUAAGUCCAUAUUUGAAGUUCCUGGCGAGGAUGUAUUUGCUGUAGAUCCAUUUAGCCAACUUAGACGCGAUCAUGACAGGUUUUCCUGUUAAGCUGGAGGGUGUAGUGACUGAAAAGGGAGAGACAGUAGACAGUUUCAGACUUGCCCCUGUACCGUAGCUGCUUUUCCUCGUAGUCUGUUUUCUGCUCUUGUAGCCUCAGAUACUGAUAUUUAGUCUUUGUGUGUUUAUCUGAGAGCUUCUUGCCUUUUUUUUAUUCAUUUAACCUCAUAUUUCUCUAAUAUAGUCAGUUAUUUACUAAGAAUCGUAGAACCUCACAGUUAGAAAUGAAGCCAAGAAGCAAAACCCAAUAUCAGCAGCUGUUAUUGUGUUAGACCCUUGUUUAGUAGAUCAAUUUUCUUUGAUUUUUUUUUUUUAUAAUUCUUCUGAGCUCUCUAGCACCUAAUUUUUAUACCUACUUUAUUCUCCUGCAACACCACUAUUUUGUAAAUUCAACGCUUCCUGUGGCCCACACUGAACCUGCUUCUGACUUUAUAAUUCAGUACUUUUUUUUUGUUUCAAAGAAAAAAAAAAGACUUUAAAAUUUACUGGGUUAAAUAUCACUAAACGCCUUGUUUUAACGGUAGCUUUGAGAUGAAUAGAAAAGAUGUAAAAAAAAAAAAAGUAUGUUUAAAAAAAAAAAACUUCCAUGUUAUUUUUUGAAAAGAGAAAAAAAAACAAAUUACAUAUCAGUAUGAAGUUAUACACAUCUAUAGUUUCUUGCUUAGGUAUGUUUGGUUUACUGUAUGUUAGUGUGCGACGUGUUGCAUGGUUGUAGAGUUGUGUUCAUGUAACGGCAGUGGAAAAAGAAAAGAAAAUGGAAAAGUACUAUUUUUUUCUUCUUUACGUUUGUUCUCAAAUGAAUCUGCAGUCCACUUCUCAGGGUCACAACCAAUCACCUUUACACUUUAGGAAAAUGCAGAUUUACUUGAUGGCUGAUGAUUCUGUGCGCGCGCUUGGACUGUUCCAGCUCGUCCUUGCGAGCUUUUCCUCGUGAAAUCAUUUGCGAAAAGUUAAUUAACUUUUAGUUCAGUGUCUUAAAAGCUUAUUUUGGUCCCAGGACUGUGAAAAUAGACCGGCACCCGGUUAUUGGGAAUCCAUCAAGUUGCAGACAAACUGUUGGUGUUCAUCAGUGAUAUAUUAUUUUGCUCAAGUGUACCUAACAUGCUUUGAGAAAUCGACUAUUUCCUCUUGUUUUAUUUUCCAUUCUGAAUUAGUUACAUUUUGUUUUACUAAUAUUUAAACCAAAAAAAAAAGUAGCAGUGCUCUUUAACUUUUCACUAACGUGUAAUACAGAUGUUCUUUUGCAUAUAGUGUUUGUUAACCUAGGCCUCUUGGCCUCAGUGCUCUCAAAUAGUGGACUGCUUAGUUUUUGAAUGUGUCGCGAGGAACGCAUGACUGAGGCCGAGUCACCACACUGCAGGAAGACAGAAAUAUACAAUCAGUCAAAGUGACAGAGGGCUUCUCAAAAUCAUUACUGUAAAGGGGGAAAAAAAGUUAAAUUUAUAAUAACAAAGUACCGGUAGGUACAUAUAGUAUUAGACCAAUGAUCCAAAAAAGUCAAAUAUAACUCCUUUUCUCAAGAUUUUGACUCGGUUGAAGCCAAAAUUGGUCAAACUAAGAUAAGAGGAAUUUAUUAAAGCUUGAUUAUUGUCUAUUUAUUUGAUUUUUUCCCCACAGUUAUAAGCUAUGAAGCAGUGAUUUUGAAUCACACUCAACUUUUCCCCAGUCAGACAUGGGCUUCGCUUUAAGCUGUAAAUCUGACAUCAUCUUUAAUCAAGUGAAGAACUUAAACUUCACGUUUUGCGUUUUUACUCAAGAAUUCUUUGAAUGGUGUCAUUCAAACCUGAUAUUUUACUCGUCACCAGAGAUUGACUCACGUAAAGUUAUUCAGUUUGAAGUCAAAGUUCAGGGAAUGGAUCCUGUCGGUUCAGUACUGUAUGAACACGUUCGCUGAAAACGGUUUUAGAAAGCACGCAGUCACUUGGGAUGAAAACCUUUUUGCAGUGUGGUUUCGAGUCUUUGGUAGCGUUAGUGGAAUGGUAGCGUUAAAAAGAAAGCACUAACACACUUUUAUUAGCCCUUUUGUGUGUUUUGCUGUAAAUAAUGCAAUAGUGGAGGGAGUCUCUGGUGUAUUUAAUUUUUUCUUUUAGUUAUUGAAUGUUUCACUCUCUCUGCUAUCAGUUUUUUGCAAUUACAAGCAAUGUUUUAUUCUGUUACUGCAAUGUUUUUCAAAAAGGUAAAUUUAAAAGGAAUUGAAGAAGGAAUCGGAGGAGAUGUUAGAGGGUCCUCCUGCUGUCAGGAUCCUUUAAUGUUUUAUUUUUGUGUUUAGUUUCUGUUGUCAGCUCAUCUCUCCACCACAGUAACUAACAGGGAUUUCUAAUGUUUUUGUUCAAUGCCUUGAAAUUUGUGGAUCACGUGCCUUCCAGGUUGAAAUGUUGGAAUGACAAUGCAUCAAUGAAGAACUUGAACUCUUUUAAUUUUUUUUUCCAACGUUCUGAUUGGACGUAGUACAUAAAAAUAGAUAAAUAGACAUCAGAAACCAACUAUGCAUCACUCGGAGGAAGCUUAUACGCUCUCGCCGUCACCAUCCGCCCAGCCUGAGUACAGAUUUUUUUAAAUGACUCAACAAACCAGACAGAAAGAUGUAGCAAAACCUUUUUUCUCAUUUUUUAUUAUUAUUAUUUUUAAAGUGUGAAGAUUAUCUUGUGGCAUUUUUAUUUUUCACCGAGUGUUAGACAUAUUUGUUUAUUGUGUAGUUUACUGGAAUAAUACAGCACUUUGCCAAAAAGUAAAAAAAUAAAAUAAGAUAAAAUAAAAAAAAAAGUUGUAGGGAUUUCUGGGUUAACUUUUUAUUUAUCAACAUAACUGUUCUCCUUCUUUGUAUUUUUGAUGUAAGACCGAUCAAUUCACUCUGUUCUGAUGUCAGAAACAAAAAAAGCAAAUAAAAUGUGGGGUCAACUGUUUUGCAACUGUAAUAGUUAAUACAUGUGAUCUCUUAUAACUAUAAUAAAUGUUUUCAUACACAAAUGUCUGGCUGAGGGGCUUAUUAUUUU
Messenger RNA from Cololabis saira (Pacific saury), 5393 nucleotides. RefSeq names its product tumor protein p53 inducible nuclear protein 1 (gene tp53inp1). Bases 468 to 1364 code for a protein of 298 amino acids. The record is from RefSeq and is a predicted model, not a curated record. Gene Ontology annotation, biological process: autophagosome assembly; positive regulation of DNA-templated transcription. Lineage: Eukaryota; Metazoa; Chordata; Actinopteri; Beloniformes; Belonidae. Gene Ontology annotation, cellular component: nucleus; autophagosome. The transcript is spliced from 4 exons.